CUCUCUCUCGGAUUAAAUUUGAACUUUAGUUGGACUUUUAAAGUUUUGGGGGCAACUCAGCCGUUGCCGUUACUGUAACCUUUGACGGUUAACUGACUUUUGAAAAUAUGGCAGCCACUCGAGGGAAAUAUUUCCAUCUAUAUUUUGUGUCAUAAAUCAAGUACAGUAGUUUGUUUCAGACAUCAUUUUGACUUGAUCAAUUUGUCUGCGUUUUAAUUUUGUCCAGUAAAAUCUGUCGAUAAAAUAUAGGAGUCGGCAACCUGUGACAAAAGCUUUAUUAACUUUCUCUUACUUUUUGGGUACUUUCCCAAACUUUUAUUUCACCAGAUGUGCGUUUUGUGUCGUGUUAGCUUGUGAAAAAUUUCCAUCGUCGAUGUGGAGAAUGUGGGGUCGCCAUGUUGCAGCUGCCUGAAUCGGGCAGCCAUUACAAAUUAACCGUUCGAGCUGAGUCCUCGUUGAAGGAGCGUUUUUACGUGCAUCCGUGUUGCGACCAUCUGAAAUUCAGUUUCUCCCAAAAUACAUUUGGACGAAUAAUUCGCUAAUUCCCAUAUGAUUUGGGGCGAAAGGGCGACGACACCCUUGACUGGUCACCAGUCAGUUGGUGGCAGGUACAGACACGGACAACCACUCGGGCUCACAUUCACAUCGUCACCGAGUGGAAACGAAAUCCACGCUUAGUGCAUUCAAGUGGGGCAAGUCACGAGAAAUCGACGUUCGUUUUACAUUUCUCUCACUCAAAUUUAACAUUUCAAAAAUUGUAUUAUGGCGAGUCAUGAAGUUCAACGUGUUUAAUUUAACAAGAUAUAACUUUGUCAUGUAUUUUCAGACUAGUUUUCACCAAGCGAAUUUAAGAUGUACAUACCCGUUUCCUUGAAGUAGGACUGGUCGGAAUCAAAUUGCAGAUAUCCUAAACUGAAGUUACAGGCUCUCCAAAUGAACAACAUGAACAACCACAGGUCAGCCGUCCGAAUGAGGGAUGCCAAACGCGAACUUGAUGAGAGGAAUCUGAAGUUUUCACGCAGACGCACUGGUCCAUGUUUUGCUGAGUAGCCAUUGGUGGAUGAAUACAAGUGGAGGUCAGAAUCAGCUUUCAUGGCCAAGUGUGGAACAACAAAAGGAAGUUUUCUCCUUGUUUAUCAUGAGAGAGCUGAUGGAGACAGAAAAGGCCUACGUGCAAAACCUGCGGAAGUGCAUGGAUACUUACCUGUUGGAGAUGACUGGCGGCAAGGAGGUGACCCCUCCAGGAAUCCUCAAUAAGCAGCACGUCAUCUUCGGGAACAUGAAGGAUCUUUAUGAAUUUCACAAGAACAUCUUUCUCAAAGACCUCCAGAAACAUGAACACGUGCCAGAAGAGAUUGGCCAUUGUUUUGUCAAAUGGGCUGACAAAUUCCAGAUGUAUGUGGAUUACUGCAUGAACAAUGCCGACUCCACUCAGCUCAUUCUGGACCAUGCUGUAGACUAUUUUGAUAAAAUACAGCAGAUUCACGACUUGGAACAGCCAAUCUUAUCCUACCUUAUUAUGCCCGUGCAGCGAAUCACAAAAUAUCAGCUCUUGCUCAAGGAGCUGCUGAGUUCCAGUGAUGAAGGCAAGGUCAAGGAUGCCCUGGACGUGAUGCUCAGCAUUCCCAAGAGAGCCAACGACGCCAUGCAUCUCUCCAUGCUGGAAGGUUUUGCUGAGAACGUUGAGUCUCAGGGCGACCUGAUCUUUCAGGAGACCAUCGAGGUGUGGGACUCAAAGUGGCUGUUUCACAGGGGUCAAACAGGCCACCUCUUCCUCUUUCAAAAUUGUCUGGUACUGUGCAAGGAAGUCGUGGAUGGCAGUCGCCAGAACAAAUACAUAUUCAAGCGCAAACUAUUUACGUCCGAGUUGGAGGUGGAAGACCACAAAAGAGACCCCUGCAAGUUUGUUGUUUGUGUGGGACACACACGGUCGUCGAAAAAGAUUGUUCUGAAGGCAUCCAGAAGACAGAAUCAGGAGGACUGGGUCAACCGGAUCAAGGAGGUGAUCCGAGAGCGCUCGGCGUACCACCACAAGUGCCUUGUGAAGGCACCUGACAGCAAAGGUACCCAUGGCAACACCGGCCACCACGACGCUGCAGCAAAGAGGAAGGGGAAGAGAGUCCCACGUCAGUGCCCCUUCCUCAACCAGGCAGAAAUCGACAUGGGAGGGGUGUCUGGCCAACUUGGGGGACCCUGGCUAAAGUGUUCCAACCGUGGCUUAUCUGUAUAUUUGUAAAUUUAUAAAAUAUAUUUUACAAAAUAAACUGCCAUUGGCAAGUAUACACAAUGUUUUUGUCCUUAUUUUAUCGUACGUAUGUUUGUGUGGACAUGGAUUUAAAGAAAUUAGGAUUUGGCACAAGAGCUUUUAUCAUCUUGUGUUUCUGAUGCAUUUGGCAACUCCCUUCAGAGGUUUAUAUAUGAUCAAAAGAAGGAUGACACUUUAUAGCUCUUAAUAUUUUAGAAUUGUCCAGGUUUUGAUCUUCUUCAGGCAUGAAUUCAUCUCAUUUUUACUAUUUUAAAGAAUAUCACCUUUAUG
Molecule: messenger RNA, 2536 nt
Organism: Syngnathoides biaculeatus (alligator pipefish)
Lineage: Eukaryota; Metazoa; Chordata; Actinopteri; Syngnathiformes; Syngnathidae
Product: triple functional domain protein-like
Exons: 13
Coding region: 1061-2236 (391 amino acids)
Cellular component (GO): cytoplasm
Molecular function (GO): guanyl-nucleotide exchange factor activity
Source: RefSeq, a predicted model, not a curated record